Cuculus canorus (common cuckoo) is the source of this 3565-nucleotide messenger RNA. RefSeq names its product C-type lectin domain family 3 member B (gene CLEC3B). The coding region runs from base 56 to 661 and encodes 201 amino acids. The record is from RefSeq and is a predicted model, not a curated record. Lineage: Eukaryota; Metazoa; Chordata; Aves; Cuculiformes; Cuculidae. The transcript is spliced from 3 exons.
GUCUGAGGGCAGAGCAAAGCUGCUCCAACUCCACUCGACGUUAGACAGCAGCGGCAUGGCACUCCGGGGAGUCUGCCUGCUCCUCUGCCUUCUCUCCCUCGCCCAGGUCUCCAGCCAGCAAAAUGGCAAAGUCCGGCAAAAACCAGCAGCUUCCAAGAAAGAGGGUGUGAGCCUCAAAAUGAUUGAAGACCUGAAGGCCAUGAUUGACAACAUCUCUCAGGAGGUUGUGUUACUGAAGGAAAAACAAGCACUCCAGACAGUUUGCCUGAAAGGCACCAAAAUUCACCUAAAAUGCUUCUUGGCAUUUUCGGAGACCAAGACUUACCACGAGGCCAGCGAAAACUGCAUCUCCCAAGGUGGCACACUCAGCACCCCCCAGAACGGGGAGGAGAAUGAUGCCCUCUACGACUACAUGCGGAAGAGUAUUGGCUCCGAGGUGGAGAUCUGGCUGGGCCUCAAUGACAUGGCAGCGGAGGGCAAGUGGGUCGACAUGACGGGCAGCCCCAUUCGCUACAAGAACUGGGAGACUGAAAUUACCACCCAGCCUGAUGGCGGCAAGCUGGAAAACUGUGCAGCCUUAUCAGGGGCCGCGGUGGGCAAGUGGUUUGACAAGAGGUGCAGAGACCAGCUGCCCUACGUCUGCCAGUUCAUGAUCGUGUAGUGGUGAUGGUUUCCCAUGACCCAGGUCUAACCCCUUGGCACCAAGAUUAUAAAGGUAUAGGGACGUGUACUCGUACAUGUACGUAUGCACACUCACACAUCUAUGUUCAAGUAGAGUCACUCUUUGCAAAGAAAGUCAUCACAGUUCGGUAUGAGAUUAGAGCACGUUAGAGCAUUUCAUUUGGCCACAUCCAGCCCCAUUAGCAGCUGCAUUGUUCUCCUAAGGCAAAAUUUAUAGAUAUAUUUUUUUACACAGGGAAUUUAUUAGGAUAGCUCAGAUGUUUUGGCAAAGACAGCAGACAGCUCCCCCAGCUGCCCAGGGCUGUCACUAUGCAGCAUCCUUUCCCACCUUGCUGAGCUUCUUUGGGACACCAGCAAAGCUAGUUCCCACUUUCUUCUCUUGUUUUGCUUCCUCAUAAGCCCUGGCAGCAAGGCUCGUGGGACUGAGGUCCUUGCCCUGCACAGCACCCAAAUUCAUAUACUCCUGGGGACUGAAGCCCUGGCUCAAUGAGCAGAGGGAGUCACACAUGCUUGGUGUCAAGAGAUACAAUCAGGCUUAUUGGCUGCAUAACAGCAGCCACUGGGUUGUCUGACUCUUCCAACUAUGCAGAUAAGUGAACUAGCAAGUAAAAGGCAUGGGUUGACUUACUGAGAAGGAGGAUGUUGUUUUUAGAAGCAUUCUCCAUUUUGUUGGUCCUUUUCUCAUCAGUCAGAGGCCAACGUUUCGCUCAUUUCAAUGCGACAGCUAGACACGCAGCCAGAUCCUUUAAAAGAAAAAAUACAUCAGAAGUUUUAUUUAUCCUCCAGCACCAUGGAGGAGGCAGUGACGACUUACAUGCUUGAAAAUAGAAGGUGAACAUAGUAGGUAAAUAACAGAAAUGUAAUGCAAUUAGGAAAGAGACUGCCACAUAAAAAACAACUGUCUAUUGAAAAUGAACCCAAGAACAAGUCACUUUAGCAGCUUUAGGAAUCCCCUGACCUAUUUCAGUGAUGCAAACCCAGCUGAAAUGCUCCUUUGUUGGUUCAGGCAAAGCCCUCAGAAAACAUGAAUCUGCUGAGUACUCUUUGGGCCAAUAAAGUCAUCCCUAGCUGAUGGCCUGGCCAAAGUAAAUUUUUGCUGAGGAAAGGGUUAAAAAAAAAAUAUAUAAAUAACUUGAAAUAAACAGCAAUGAUGAGAAAGAAGUUCAGGUCAUCCCAACAGCUUAACAAAACUUUGCACAGAUUUGCUGGCUGCAAGGUACCAGCGAUUCUUUGCAGUUCAAUGCUUGGUAAUAACCCCUCCAAUUUGGGUCACAUCCCCAGAACUGCCAGGGUGUUGGGUGUCAAGACAUGAUGUUCUUGGGGAACCCAUGGGAGAUAUAUUUCUAUUUGCUGUUUUCUUUAAAAACAGCACAAUGGUAGGUAUUCCAAGAUGUCAAGUGGGAGAUCCAAGCUGGAGGGAUCAAAAACCACAGGCACAUAGAGUGCACACUUCCAAGGCUGUCAGUAUUGCCAAACUCUCCGCUGUUCAAAUUACUAUAAAAUAAAUACAUAUAUAGCUUGCUGAAGGAAUGGAGUUGUGUCAAUGUGAUUGGAAUGUUUUCUUCUCGCAUUUCUCUUCAGAGCAGCUCAAAGGACCUGUCACAGUCAGAAAUAUCAAAGGCAGAGGGGAAGAGUGGAAAGUGAGAGCCUCUCACCCUGGGAUACGGUUUAGAGGAUUUCCACUUCUCCCUCUUAUCAUCCCAGUCACAUGCCACACGCAGGAUACAGGCAGGGAAUCCUUUCAUAGGCAAGCAAGAUUUCCUUCAUCCCCUCCUGUUGUUGUUGGGAAAUGUCACUCCAAAAUAUAAGCCAGCCUAGAAGAAAGGCCUUUCACUUGGUUUCAUUUGGCAGUGGUGCCAGCAGAGGUGGCACCUGAGAUCCCAGCAUGGAGCCAGCACUUCCCAGGCUGCCUUCCACCUCCUCUGCAAUGAGCAGAGCUGCAGUAGCACUGAGCAUCCCUCUCCUCCCCACACCGACAUGGUGAUGGCUUCUUCCUUCUGAUCCUCCUCCUCAGGGUCCUAUGAAGGAGAGAGACCAUACAUGAAGAAGCCAGUUCUUCACACCGGUCUGGGAGGUUUAAACUGUUGCAGAACUGCACAUGAAAUCCAUCUCUUUUGCACACGAGGAGAGCCCUUUUGCAGACUCUGGGCCCCGAUCCUGAAUGUUGCCAAGGCUUUUUGCUGUAGGUCAUGGUUACACACUACAAGCCAGCUUGUCUCAAUAUAAACCCUCUAGUUCCCUUGGCAGAAGAUCCCUCUGUGUUUUGAGAUACAUGAGUGCAAAGCAGCAAAGCUGGAAGUGUUGCUGGCUUUGAUCCUGACUGGUCAUAAACCACAAGGUCUUAAAACACAAAUGUGUGGUCAGAGAAAUAAACAGAGGGCUUUUGUUGGAGUCCAGAAACUAAAGAGGUGUGCUGUGACAGACACAGACGCUAGCAAUGCUGAGCUUCAGGGAAGACGUGGGUGCUGUAGCUGGACCAUCUCGCUGCUUGGAGUGCAAAUCUGAAAAACAUUUGUGGAGAUCAAUGCCAAAGGACAUUCCCAAAGAGGACAUUAAGAAGUCAAUCUGUCAAAAUCUAGAUAAUAACAAGUUGCACUCAGCAGAUUUCUUGCUGGUAUCUCUCUUGCACUCUAUUUUCACAUAACUGCACUCUUGCCAACAUUAUUCCUCACAGAUGUUUUUCUCUUCUGAAGCUGGAAGGAGCACGAGGAAGGGCUGGCAUUGCUCCUGCCCUAUUUGUUGGACUCACGAUGCCAAACCUGACCUUGCAGCUCCAGGGUUGCAUUCAUGAGUUUAAUAUUUUUCUACAUAUUUCUCCUUACUGUACAUUAUGAACUACAAAUUUUCUUUUAAAAGCCAAAGAAAAAGGAUUUCUGGAAGAGUC